Amyelois transitella is the source of this 1762-nucleotide messenger RNA. RefSeq names its product cytochrome P450 CYP12A2. NCBI's taxonomy places the organism in Eukaryota, Metazoa, Arthropoda, Insecta, Lepidoptera, Pyralidae. The record is from RefSeq and is a predicted model, not a curated record. Bases 116 to 1642 code for a protein of 508 amino acids. Gene Ontology annotation, molecular function: iron ion binding; heme binding; monooxygenase activity. The transcript is spliced from 9 exons.
GUGCCACUCACGCCCAAAACAUUAACAAUUCAGUACGUUAUUGGCCGCGAGCGAGGUCAUAUGUGUAUUUUGUUAGAAUUCAAUAUACAGCUUGAAUCUAAAUAAUACGAGUAUAAUGAAAUAUAACAAAUCAAUUAGCAAAUCCUUAGAGCUUAUAAGGAGAUCCGCGAAAGUAAGACAUGGCUUUCUGCGCGCCUACUCUACAGAUCAGCCGAAACCAUUCAAAUCCAUGCCGGGGCUUUCUUCAUUACCUGUCAUUGGACCUCUACAUCACUUUCUUCCUCUGAUAGGCUCAAUAGGGUUAAGGUCGAAUUUCACGGAAACUUUUGGAGCCUUGGGUGAGAAAUAUGGGCCAGUGGUGAAAUUGGAUGGAAUAUUUGCCAGAGCCAGUAUGGUACUCUUGUUUGAGCCAGAACUUUAUGAACAGGUAUACAGGUCAGAAGAAACGAAUCCAUUGCGGCCUGGAUUUGAAACUCUCACUUAUUACAGGGAAGUUAUGAAGAAAUCCACUUUUAAUGGUGUUUUUGGCUUAACAACAGCACAAGGAGAUGAUUGGAGAAGUUUUCGGACUAAGGUGAAUCCUGUGUUGUUAAAGAUUAAACUUAUUAAAUUAUAUGCACCAGUAUUGGACGAAAUAGCUGAUGAAAUGGUGGACAGGCUCAUCAGGCUUCAAAAAGAAGACGGCUACUUUAAAGAAAAUUGGGACAAGGAAAUUACCAAAUAUUCUUUAGAGUCCGUCGCCUACGUGGGUUUGGGUAGUAGACUGGGCUGUUUAAAAGAUGGCCUGGGCGAUGACCAUCCUAGUAGACAGUUGAUUCAAUGCGCAAAAGAUAUAAUAUCUUUAUCUUUUAUGUUAGAACUUUUCCCGAGUUUAUGGAAAAUAUUUCCGUCGCCAACUUACAAAAAGCUCGUUAAGACAUUCGAUUUGCAAUGGGAAAUUAGUCGAAAAUACAUAGCCGAAGCGGAAAAACGGAUAAAAGAAAGAGACCAUGAUAUUCCGGAGGAAGAUAAGAGCAUAAUUGAGAAGCUGCUAGCAGUCGACCAGACUGUCGCUAUUAUGAUGGCUAAUGAGAUGUUACUGGCUGGUAUUGACACAGUGUCAUUCACUAUAACCACGCUACUAUACCACCUGGCUACGAACCCUGAGAAGCAAGAGAAAGUACGACAGGACAUUCUAUCUAAAGAGACUAGCAAACCAUACUUGCGAGCGUGCUUGAAGGAAUCACUAAGACUUCUACCAGUUGUUUCAGCCAAUUUGAGAAGGACUUCGAAGGAUCAUGUUGUCGCUGGAUAUCAUAUUCCGAAAGGGAUCGACGUUAUAGCGCCUAAUGAAUACCUAUCUAAACAAGACAAAUUUUAUCCCCGCGCCAAAGAAUUUAUACCCGAAAGGUGGAUAGUUGACAAAAGUGAUCCACUUUACUACGGGAAUACGCACCCUAUGGUUACCUCACCUUUCGGAAUGGGGGUUAGAUCGUGCAUAGGCCGCCGAAUAGCAGAGUUGGAGAUUGAAAUAUUCUUCAAGAAGCUGUUAAAAAGAGUAAAAGUAAGCUGGGAAGGGCCACCUCUCAAAAUUGCAUCGAAAGUAAUGAAUUCACAUGUUAAACCUUAUGGUUUUAAGCUGGAGGUAAAAAAAAAAUCUUGAAUAACAAUAUGUUUGUAAUAAACAAUAAAUUAUCAGCAUAACGGAAGGCUAAGGCAUUUAAAUUAAUAAACAUAUAAAUUAUUAUUUAAUAAUCUAUAAUAAGGUUUAUUAUAACUGUAA